Messenger RNA from Coprinopsis cinerea okayama7#130, 2070 nucleotides. RefSeq lists its product as hypothetical. Bases 1 to 2070 code for a protein of 689 amino acids. The record is from RefSeq and is a predicted model, not a curated record. The transcript has 2 exons. NCBI's taxonomy places the organism in Eukaryota, Fungi, Basidiomycota, Agaricomycetes, Agaricales, Psathyrellaceae.
AUGGCAGGCCUCUUCCCGAACACGACUCUAUCCUUUUCGCUAUCGACGUCUUCGUCUCAAACGCAAAAUUCAACUGCUACUUCGAACGUUACGGCCUCCCCACCUCCGACUUCUCGGCGCAUCCCAACUGAAGUAAUCGAUCUCAUCCUCUACCACGUACAUGCGCAAUCCCAGUCGCAACACCACCAGAACCCUCAUUACUAUUCUGGCAAAUCGACAUUACUGGCCUUUGCACGCGUCUCAAAGGCGUUCUACGAGAGGAGUGUGCCUUGGCUCUACCGAGAUGUAAAAUGGAAUAUCUCGAAACCCGAACGGUUCGUCAAGUUCCAGAGGUUUUGUCGGGCUGUUCAGCGCGGUGGGGCUGUCCUAGGAAGGUAUUCUGUGGAAGAGGAGGCCGGAGCUGAGGAGAACGGGGAUACCGAAAGGGAGACGAAGGAGCGUGAAACCGAGCUGGGAGCGUACGUGGAGAGUUUGGAGAUCGUGAACGACCAACCGAGCGUGUACGAACUACACGUCCCGGCGUUCAACGCGUUCAGGAAGAUGAAGAACCUCAGGCGGGUGGUGUUUAUCGUUGGGCAGGAUGAUUCGACUCCGCCGUCUUCCUCACCGGUGGACGACCCGCCCAAGAAGAAGGGCGUGGAUUGGAAGACAGAUCUCUCGCGGACGGUACAAACGAACCUCUCGAUAUUGUUCACCCUUCCUUCCCUAACGUACCUCAAACUCUCGGGUAUUCACUCCCUCCCAUUUACGCUGCUCACCGCCUUCACUGCGAUUCCAUCGCUCACGCUUUCACACACCGAUAUCGACACGACGGACGAGACGGGUGUUCUGCGCCGGACGCCCCUGCCUACACCGGAGAGCAUACGCCUGAGUGAGAUCGAGAUUGUGGGCGGUGUGAGUUCAAAUUUGGUCAGGACUUUGGGGAGUGUGUUGAGUGUUAAACCGGGGGUGGUGCGGAGGCUUAGGCUAGUUAGCGACGUGGAGGAUCUGGAAGGCGUUUUGGGUGCUACGGAGGAGAGAUUGUUUGGAGCGCAGCUGCGGAGGAAGGAGGACGAGAACGAAGAUUCCGACUCUGCAUCUUCCGUUAGCGGUGGGAAGCCCAAUAACCUCCAAAUCUCCAUCCCCAACGCUGACAAGAAAGGAACGCUGGGCGAGUGGGUGCUAGACCUCAACGGCGAGCGCGGUGGGUCGGGUUUUGGACCUGAUACGCCGGCUGUGGAGAAGCAGAUGGAGUGGAAGGUGGGGAAGAAGGGGAAGAGGUUCAAGAUCCCGCAUCUACAGGUGAAGACGACGAAGAUUGUGGAACCUAUUCAGCCGAUGAAGUAUCCUGCGUUCUCGAAGGCCGCGUGGUGCCUUAUUGAAGCUGCGGGCACUUCGUUGGAGAGGCUGGAAUGGGAGUGCUCGAGCGUGUUGCCGCUGUCGUUUAAGCCCAUCAACCUUCACUUUCUGCGCUACACUCUUCGGUUCUUGACGGUCACGAUUACCUACCCCUCGCCAUCGUCCCGACGAAAAGCACAGCCCGUCCUCACCGAUAUCCUCGAGCUCGCGAAGCAGCUUUCAACGCCCGAAACCGUCCUCGAAGAGCUCGUCAUCAAGUGUACAUGUGUUGACCAGGACACCGCACCUCCCCCUGUUCACCCUUCGAUGGUGGAGUCCAAGGCCGGCCUCGAGAGCUGCAACUCGUCGAUGACGACGCUCGUAGGGUCUGACAAGACAGUCAUCAGCUCCACCUCCUCAAAUUCGAUGACCGAACUCCUCCGUCUCCCCGAUCGUUUUACCUCAAACACCCCAGGUCACAGUCCGCCUCCUCUGCCCAUACAGAGUGCAGAGUACCUCAAGGAGUGGACGGCGUUGGAUACGGUGCUGAAGGGGAAGAAGUAUUUUAAAAAACUGGUAUGGGUUGUGGUGGAGUUUGUGGCUGGGGGCGAGGGGCUAGGAGGAGGGGCGGGGGAAGGAGUUGAUGUCCCUGAGCUACAGUGGUGGAAGAACCAUGCGAGGAAGGUUGAGAAGCGGCUUGUUGGUGUGAAGGGGAGGGGUGCUGGUGUGCGGUGCUUCGUGAAGUGUGAUUAG